AUGUACAAAACUUACACAAUUUAUGCUGUUGGCACCUUAUUUUCACUAUUUUUAACUGUUCAAUCUGGCAGAGAAAUAAUUAACAACGCACCGCAACUAAAAGAAAGACCUGAAUGGUUAUUAACUUGUAAACGAGAAAAUCCAAAUGAAAAUUUUUGUUUUCAAAGAUUAUUUCAACAAUCAUUUCCAGCUUUAGCAAAAGGUAUACCAGAAAUUGGAAUAAAAAAUUUUGAACCCUUAUAUAUUGAUGGAGUUUCUGUUUCAAGAGGUAGUGGAAAUUUAGUUUUAACUGGUGGAUUUGAAAAUUUAAUUAUAAGGGGUCCUUCAAAUGCAACAGUAAAAAGAGCUUCAUUAAAUUUGGAAAAGAAACUUUUGAGUUUUGAUUUAGAAAUUCCUUUACUACGAAUAAGAUCGAAUUAUAAUUUAAAAGGUAAUAUUUUGUUACUGCCAUUAGUUGGAAGUGGAAAUGUAAAUUUAGCUUUAAAGGAUGUCAAAACAUCAGUUUACACAAAAAUCAGUCUUAAAAAUAAACCAGAGGAAGUUAUUCAUAUUGAAGAUAUGAAAGUAAACUUUUUAGUUGGGGAUAUGCGUAUACAUUUAACAAAUUUAUUUAAUGGCAAUGAAAUACUAGCAGCUUCAAUAAAUUCAUUUCUGAAUCAAAAUGCCCAUGAGGUUAUUGCUGAAUUACGAAAUGAUUUAGAAAGUGGCUUAGCAGAUAUUUUUAAAGCUUUAUGGAAUAAUGUAUUUUCAAAAAUGCCUUUAAAAUUAUGGUUACUGUGA
Molecule: messenger RNA, 780 nt
Organism: Condylostylus longicornis
Lineage: Eukaryota; Metazoa; Arthropoda; Insecta; Diptera; Dolichopodidae
Gene: Jhbp4
Product: protein takeout
Exons: 4
Coding region: 1-780 (259 amino acids)
Source: RefSeq, a predicted model, not a curated record